AUGUCUUCACGAAAAAAGCUCAUUCCGACAAGCUUGUCGAAUGCGUCUUUAUCGGAAACGAACAAGAAGGAAAUUAUUAUUAUAUCCGAUGAUGACGAUGAUGAUGAAAAUGAAUCUCAAACAAAUCAAAAUCAUUUGAAACGAAAAAAGGAUUCCACUCUUCGGAAAGAACACGAGGAGGAAGAUACAAAGAAACGAAAAAUAGUAACAACAGAAGUGAAUCCUAAUGAACAUUGUAUGAUUGAAAAUAAUAUUGGGACACAUCCAUCCAAAGAAAGCACCCAUUACUCCAAUCAAAUUUCAAUCGAGAAUACAAAUUUCGAAAAUCCUUUUUUCAAAAACAUUCCUCUCUAUCAGAUGAGAAUUAUUGUCAGCUUUUUGGAUUUUUUGUCCUUUUUGAAAUUGUCACAAACAUGUGCUUUCAUAAGGAAGGAGUAUUUUUCAAAGCAUGAAUUUUGGAUUGCAUUGAGCGACCAAGUGUUUGUUAAUUCUUUGUCGUCAAGCUUGGUGUUUGACAAAUCAAGCACAGAGUCGAUUGCAGUAAUUCCGAACAAGUCCUCUCUCGUCACAUUACGAAGCUUUUUUUCUAUUUAUUCUGAAUACUAUAGCUUUAUUACUCAAACAAGUCGAUUGAUUUUAGAUUUCGAUAGCUACAUGUACAAUGUUCUUGACAAGAAAGAUGUAAGCGUAAUAUCGAACCAAUUUAAAAAUUUACGAGAUCUCCAAUUAUUGAAUGUCAAAUUUUCAGAAAAAGCAAGUGCUCAAUUACUGAUUAUCAAGUCAAUCAUCUCGAACCAAAUGCCCGAUUUACGGCGUUUAAAAAUUACAUUUUCAAAGAAAACAAAAGGCACCCGUUCUCUAUGUGAAUCUCAAUUUUCUGAGGAAGCCAAUGAAUCCGAAUUUUCACAAUUUUCAUCCUGCUUAAAAGGACUUGAAUCCUUUCACAUUGGAAGUGUGACGAGCGAUUCAACAUCCUCUGAGUCCACAUGGACUCCUCAAUUGUCUUGGAAGGAGCUCACAGAAAUUGAUGCAUUUGCUCAGGAGAGUUUAUUAAGCUUUGGUGUGGAGAGCGUGUACUCGUCGGAUUUCAAUCAACUUCUAUUUGGAGACAGCAACAAGUUUUUACUUCCUCGAUUGGAAGAAUUAAUUAUUGGAAGUGUGUUGGACAAUUGCGGUAGUAUUUCUAAAGGAAUGAUAGAACGAGCGAGUCUGAAAAAGCUCAUCAUUUCAGAAUUCCUUACUCACAAUGCAAAUGUACUCCAAUUUGUUGUGAAAAAUUUACCAAAUAUAACAUAUAUGGAUGUGAAAUUGUCAUCUCCCACUGGAGAAACAAAGCCAGAUGGCAAGAUUUAUCUCAAAAGUGACUCGUUACGAUUCUUGAAAUUCAGCGAUUUCAACAAGUUUUUUGAUUCCAAUUUAAUACAGUUGGAUUUACCAAAUAUUGAACACUUAAGUUUAGAAAAUUUUGGUGAAAUAUCCAUCCUUCAAGAGAAGGUACAUCUUUCAAAACUCGAGAUUAGAAACUCAAUGAUUAUGACAGGACAGCUUCACUCAAUUUUAUCCAAAUGUGCAACUUCCUUGCGCUAUUUGAGCAUUGAUACUUGUCCCAACGUGAGAAAUAUUCACCUCUUAAAAGAUCCAUAUGAGGAAAAUUUCACAUUCCUUCGUCACUGUUUUCUUUCAAAUUGUAAAUUGCUGGAAAAAGUCUCCCUAGCGUGCAUUGGUGUCCAAGCAGAGAAUGUGAAAUAUUUAUACAUGCAGAACUUGUCGUUGACCAAUUUACAGAGCUUAAGAGAAUUUCGAAUUGAAUUGGGAACGAAUCAAAUGACCACUCAAAUUGUUUCUCUCAAUCUUUCGUUUUGUGAUGGACUGAAAGUGCUCCAUCCUGAGACAUCACUGAAAUCUAUUCAAAAUCUGACUUUCACUGGAGGAUGUGACUCUCAUUUAUGGAACUCUAUCAUUCAAGAAUGUCUAAAAUCGUCUCAACACUUGAAAACUCUCUCAUUCAACUUUAGGAGUCCAUUUGUUCAUGCAUUUGCAUUCAGACUUUCUAAUUUGAUGAGAGUCAUUUCUUCAUUGGAAGAAUUCACAUUGACUUCUAAAUUUUCAACAAAUACCUUCAUGUUCAACUUCUCAUCUCCAUCCUUAAAGAAAUUGAAAAUCAUCUCAGAAAAUGAGAAUCCUGUUGAUUUUUACAUUACGAUGCCCCUAUUAGAGAGUAUUGAGCUCACACGAAUCACCAACAUUCGAAUUAAGAGUAAUAAUCUCACUUCAUUGAGUGUCACCAAUUCUAAAAUUCGACAAUUAGCCAUUUCUUCAGAAGAUCAACAACCAUCUAAAUUGGAAAACAUUUACCUUCAUACAGUCACUGGAGACGCUUUGGCAAAAACAUUAUCAGAAUGUCCUCAACUAAAACACCUCACACUCAUUCAAGUGGAAACAAAAAACAUUUUGAAAACCGUUCUACCAAGAUGUGAAUUACUCGAAAGUCUUUACUUUUCGGGAACGGUUCGAAAAUUGGAGGUGAUUCCUUCCUUACGAGUGCUGACAAUAUUUUCAGAAAAUCUUCAAAGUGUGGUCUUUCCCAAAAUUGAUCAUUCCAGUGUUGACACGAAUCAUGUGGUGGAAUACAAAUUGGCCACAUUGAAACUCUCGUUUUGUUCAAACCUCUCCAAAAUUGAUUUGAAAGAAACCACACUUCCAUACCUUCGAAUGGUAGAUGUUCGAGCUAGUAAAGUGGAAGAUUCAUCUCUGAAAAAGAUGAUUUCAAGAGCACCUCGGUUGACUUGCAUACGAGCUGGAAAUAGUGCUGUGAGUGAAUCGUUUGAAAAGAUGAUUAAGGAUGGAAAUAGAAAGGCCAGCUUUACAAAGAAAUAG
Messenger RNA from Naegleria fowleri, 2877 nucleotides. RefSeq lists its product as uncharacterized. Gene Ontology annotation, biological process: SCF-dependent proteasomal ubiquitin-dependent protein catabolic process. The transcript has a single exon. The coding region runs from base 1 to 2877 and encodes 958 amino acids. Gene Ontology annotation, cellular component: SCF ubiquitin ligase complex. The record is from RefSeq and is a predicted model, not a curated record. NCBI's taxonomy places the organism in Eukaryota, Heterolobosea, Eutetramitea, Acrasida, Naegleriidae.